Scylla paramamosain (green mud crab) is the source of this 6666-nucleotide messenger RNA. Its product is annotated as serine/arginine repetitive matrix protein 2-like. Gene Ontology annotation, biological process: positive regulation of transcription by RNA polymerase II. The transcript is spliced from 13 exons. Lineage: Eukaryota; Metazoa; Arthropoda; Malacostraca; Decapoda; Portunidae. The record is from RefSeq and is a predicted model, not a curated record. Gene Ontology annotation, cellular component: nucleus. Bases 769 to 4932 code for a protein of 1387 amino acids. Gene Ontology annotation, molecular function: transcription factor binding; RNA binding.
CCCGCAUAAUGAUAACAGAAGUGUUGUCGCCAAGACGUGGAGAUUUGAAGAAACAUUGAAAUGGGAUGAGAAACACGAAAAAUAAAACGUGUGUGUGUGUGUGUGUGUGUGUGUGUGUGUGGGAAAGUGUGGAGGCACACUGGCACAGCAGGACCAGCAGUAGUGGUGGUGGCGGUGGAGGGGCAGGACAGCUGGAGCCUGGGAUGGAGGUGGUGUCUGGCAAUGUUUACAGUUGAUAGUGAGCGAGAGGAAGAGAAGGGGACAGAGACUGAUCGCCGGCACCGCGACGCAGAAACGAUGUUCCUGUUCUUGGUGGAGUGACGUCACGAGGAAGUGCAGGAAGUGAACUGAGAGGAAAAACAGAAGAGAAUGUGUAGUCAAGAAAAAAAUUCCAUACGUGGUGUGGUUCAGUGAGGGAACACGAGAUGUGCCACGGCUGAGAGGAGGAUAUCAGGAACUGCAAGGCGAUGACUAGCUGAGCUGAAUCAGGAAUGUUUGCUGACCGAGCAUGGUGUUAUUGAUUGCCACCACCAGGACGAGAGGGUGGCCAGCAACACACGCACACAUUCAUUCAUUUCCUGCGUCACGCUAGAAAGUUAAAUUAUGGAGGGUACUGGCUUCGCGUCCAAGAUGUUUCUGUGUGGCGGCGGCAAACUGAAUCUCAGUCGAAAACAAAUAUUGUAAGCAAUACGUCAAGGACGGGGUUGAGGUUUACAGUUGUUGACAUUAUUAGUGGCUGAAAUAUUGUUAUACAUCCUCGAUACCAAAAUGGUGCUUUGGAGAGAGAAGAGCGUGAACAAUCACUCCCACAUCAAGUCAAGGAGGAAAUGGUUCGGUUGCAGGACAUACAGGCAUCACUCUGAUACAAGUAAAAGAUCGACAAGUAGACAGCCUGAGGAAAAAUGCAAUUCUCAGAUUGUGAAAACAAUGGAGGAAAGUGUGAGACUACAGAAGGAAAUCAGGAAAAUAGAGAAACAAAACUGUGCCCAGCAGAGGCGCCUUCAAGAACUUGAAAGACUAGUGAUGCAGCUCACACAAGGCAGGACCCCACAGGUUGUGCCAAGCAUUUCAGCAAACACCUCUGUCCUUACCCCAAACACUCCCAGGCUGGUGAGAGAAAAGCAAAAGAAAGAAAUGUUUCCAUCCUUGGCUCACUGUGAGAAAAUCUUUGAUUGUAGGACUGAGGAGGAAGAUGUAAUUCCAAGUGAUAUUGUAAGCCUCAUGGAAGAGUUUGAUAGAAAUGGUAUUGAAAAUGGUGUGUAUGGAGUGACUCCAUCUCACAGUGUGUCUGAUGCACAUGACACUGAUCUAGGGCAGGUGUCAGGAGUGACCAUGCCAAAUGAGGAUGUUUGCAAAAGCACCUCACUCGAAGCUGUCCAUUCAUCACCUCUGCCAAUUUUCAUCACACCAACCUACCAAGAUAACACUUCUGACAUUUACAGUAACAGAGAUGCUAAGGAGCCUCACCAGUUUCCUCAGCUAUGCUUUACAACUCCUGUCCUCCUCACCUUGGAUGCCUUGAAGGAAACAAAUAAAAAAUUAGAUGAGGUGGAUGGUAAUCAUGUGGACCAAGACUUUGACCACAGCAGAUGGAAUGUUGAUGUUUCCCCAGUACCCAUCAGGCCAUCAAAAGAAUGUUCAGGUGGCAGUGUACUGAGAAAAACUAAACCAUUCUCAAACCUUUUAACUUGGCUCCAACAAACCUCCAAGCCCAGUGCAACACAGCAUAGAGCCUCAGAGAAGGGACGUUGGCAUGCCACGUAUCAGCAUGGUUCAUCGGUCUGUAUGGAUCCACCAGGGAGUCAUAGCCCAGGCCAGGACAGUGUUACACAGCGUGUGCAUAGAUGGAGCCAGUCACUGAGGCUCCCCUUUCUUUCCCCGAUGCCAGAGAGUCUGUGUAGUGACAAGGAACCAAAUGCAUCAGAUGAAGAUUUCUUUACUGAGUUGACGUUCAGUCUAGCUGAGAAGGCAAAUGGAGAGACAUCAGAUGAGGAGGAGCUGGUGGUGGAUGAGGCAGUGUCACAUUCAGUGGCUGUGGGACGGCGGCAGCACCAAAGACGACAGCGGCAACGCAAUGAGUCCGUGUGUUCCUUUGCUGGCCCCUGUGUGGCUCCAGACCUGCUGCUGGCUCCAGAUAGCGGUGGGACUUGCAUCAGCCAGGUAAGGGAAGAGGACAUCAUGACAGAGAUUGCUGGGGAACUUGAUUGUUCCCUGCUGAUUGAAGAACCACAGGGACCACCACAAGUUAAGCAAGAGAAAGCAUUGAAAAAGGAUACAGAGGAGAGAAGGCAAAUGAAAGGAGGGAAAGGCAAGAGAGGACCAUCAACAACUGCAAAACAAGAAAUGGAAUGGGAUUUGGGUUCCUCAGAUGUGAAAAGGGAACCUUUUGAAGUGUUUAAGGAAUCUAUACAAGGUGUUGAAGACGUCGAGUCUGACAAAGUUGAAAGUCAAGCCAGUGAUAAAGAGCUCGAGACCCAACAAUCUUCUUCGGCAAGAGAGGGGAAGGACAUGAAGCUUCCAGCCGGCUCUGUUGUGUUGGCCAUGGUUGAUGAGGCAGGCUCCCUGGUGCCCCUUCCUCAGUUUAAAGUUGACCCUCAAGCCCUGACUGAUGCCCUUGACCACACCCCAGAGGAAGAUGUUGAUGUUGAAACUGUCUCAGAGAAAACUCCAGUUCUUGAGGCUGGUGAUCUGGCCAGCCUCCUUGCUCAGUUUGAGGCAUCAGAGGCUGUCAACACUCCGGGCAGUGACAGCCCUGGACCAGAGUGUGUGGCAGCUGGACCAAACAAGGAAACAGGAGUGACCACAGACAGCCUCCAGACCCCAAACACAGAGAUCUCACAACAUAAGAAGGCUUUGCAGGCCUCACCUACUCACCAGAACAUUAAGGAUGCACUUCCUAAGGAGAUAAUUGAAAAAAUAAAAGCAUCAACUAAGCGGAAAAGCACACAGAUGUUAUCAGAGCCAGUUGCAGUGCGCAAAGGAAGGGGAGCCAAGACAAAGGACAUGAACAGUUCCCAUCGCACCAAAGGGAGCCGAGCAGCGUCACAGCAGCCGCAGCUGCAGCCACCAGCAGGACCACAGCAGAGCCAAAAGGACCAGAGAGUGCCACCACCUUUGGACCAUGACUACUGCUGCUCUACUGACAAAACCAAGCGGGGUAAUCGAACGUCCUCGGAUCGUCUGUUUAACAAGUUGCCGGACUAUUACACCACAAUACCCAGGAAAGAUGGUGAUGUCAAGAAGUCUGGCACCUCCUCUGAUGAUGGGCAAGAUGAUGUAGGGAAGAAAGACAGUGGUGUGGAGUCUGGUGAUGUGAGUGAUGCCAGCGUGGAAACUGAAGAACGCAAGAAAGAAAGCAAAGAUUUCAAGAUGUCCCAGGAUCCUGCCAACACAUCAUGUGAAAGGAAAAAGGGAGAUAAUGUUGACAAGGCAGAUGUUUAUAACAAAUUGCCUGCUUAUGUAACUGAUAUCAGCAAUGUCAAGCCCAGGGAGGAGGAGGUGCAGGAGGAAGCAGGCGCUGAAGUGAAAGCUGAAGAGAAGGAGCCUGACAUCCAGAAGCAACAGGAGACCAAGAAGCACAAACGGAAACUGAAUCUCUCUGAGUACCGGCAGAGAAUUAAGAGUGCCCAGAGCAGCAGAUGUCCCUCUCCUGCUUCUUCUACCACCAGCACUGUUGCCAACAGUCCCCAGCAAGCCAUUGAGGGUGUUGAGGGAACACCAAUUCCCACUCAGACCAUGGCUGAGGAGCAGGAUGUCCAAGACCCACCUCAGGAACCCAAAAGUGCCUCCAAAGAGGAAAUGGAGGAAGGUGAGCUGGAGGGAGACUCUGAACCUGAGAUUCUGACCAGAGUGAAUCCUGGUGCCAUAAACAAUGAAGGUUCUCCAGAGAUAAUUCCUGUACAUCCAGACUCCAAAAUUAAGAAUGGUGAAAAUACACUAGGAAGCCUGGUGUUUUUCAAAAAUUCAUCCACCAAACCUGACACACACUGGAAAGUUGGAUCCCACCAAGGCUUGUCCUCCAGAAGAUGGUCAUCCUCCAGCAGAAGCAGAAGUAGAAGCAGGAGCAGGAGCAGAAGUAGGAGUAGAAGUAGAAGUCACAGCAGGAGUCCAGUCCUCAACAAGAAGAGACACUCUCACAGACACCACCGUUCCUCUCGCAGCAAGAGGAGGAAGAGCUACAGAGGAUCCCAUUCAUCACAGUCUCCCAGGCCGUGGAGGAGGUGGUCAAGGUCACGUUCUCGUUCUAGGUCAAGAGGCAGCUCUUCUUCCUCAUCCCACAGUCACAGUUACUCCAGCUCCAGAUCCAGAUCAAGAUCCCGCUCACGUUCCUGCUCUUCCAAGACCAGAGACAGGUGGGGUUACUGGCGCUGGGGCUCCAGCAGGAAGAGGCACUCGCCCAGUGGAUCACGAUCCGGCUCAUCUCACUACAGAGGUGGACGGUCACGAUCCCGGUCCCGGUCACCUCUCUGGAGGGGUGCAGGACGCUCCCACUCACCCUCCCGUACCCUUCCUGGCAGGCCCAGGAGGCCGGAGGAUGAGAACAGAGUGAAACAGGUGGAGGAACGGCGGGUAAUAUACAUUGGCCGCAUUUCUGAGGGGACCACCAAGGCAGAGUUGCGGGCACGUUUUGAGAAGUAUGGCACCAUUGUUGACAUUAGCGUCCACUUCAGGGAACACGGAGACAACUAUGGCUUUGUCACAUACAAAAACCGGGAUGAAGCAUACUGUGCAGUUGAACAUGGAAACGACGAUCCAAAACUUCCUCAUUACGACCUCUGCUUUGGGGGCCGACGAGCCUUCUGCAAGGUGUCCUACUCUGACCUGGAUGCCGAGCCUGCUGAAUCCUACGAUGGGGGACUAAUUGCUAGACAAGCCGACCCAUUAGAUUUUGACUCCCUCCUACGAGCAGCAAUGAAGAGAAAUAUCCGAUGACCUUGGUGCUGCAUAGUCUUUUUCUCUUUAGCGUUGAUGUUUAUUAGUUGACCAAUCACUUGUGUUCGUAGUACCUUUCGUCUCUCUCCCUUAGGGGUUUCUUUCCUGUAAUGCAGCAGUUUGUUAGAUAUCAAAGGACAUCUUCAUUUUAUGAAAAUUUCUUGCUUUGCUGGUAUCACUUCAUCUCAUGAUGAAGUGAUACCUUGAAGGUAAUCAAAUUCUAUGUAAAUUGUUUAAUAAUUCCGGUUGUCAUUAUCAUUCCGGUUGUCAUAAAUUAUCUUCAACCAAAGGUUUUUCCAAGAUUAUUGCAGCAAAUUUUCAUGUCUUCUUUCAAGUGGGGUGAACACCACAGACCCAGAAAGGUCUCAGUGUACAUAACCUUAAAGCUUUACAAUGAACAUUAUGGGAAUUAGGUAUUUGGUGUUGCUCAAAACUCUCUAAAGUAAUUUUUUGUAUUCAUAAGUAAUAAAGCACACUUUGUUCCAUUUGCAUCUUUGAAUUGUUUUGUGAGGCAAGAUGACUAACUAACUGCUACCUACCUAGAUAUUGUGAUAAAUUGUAUCUCUUCUGUCCAUCCUACAGGCUGAUUUCACAGAACAAUGACUAUAUUGUGCUUUUUUUCCAAUGGUGCUGUAAUUGGUGGGAUGUAUUUUGUAAGUAGGAAAAGAAAAAUGGCACAGUCAAUCUUUGACCCCUUGCAGCCCACACAUGUGUGAUGUGUAGAGUGAAUGGUAACAGUGUUAAUUUACACAUAUGUAAUACUUUCUUAACUGGCUGUAUUCAUCUGGAACAUUCAUAACCCAUCAAACAUUGUUAUGAGCAUAGGUGGGCAUUAUUGCGAUAAUGAUGUCAUGUUAUCAGUUAUCCAAUAAUUAUUUUUCCCAUGUUAUCAAUUCAUCAGUAUCGCCGAUAUCUUUGCUUCCAAACUAGCGAUAAUCGAUCAUUUAAGUUUUUGGAACAUGAGCAUGUUGAAGUUUUAAACUUUCAAAAUUAAAUGUAGUUAUUUUACUUAAAACAGUACUUUUAAUUAGUGAAACUAGCGAUAAUCGAUCAUUUAAGUUUUUGGAACAUGAGCAUGUUGAAGUUUUAUACUUUCAAAAUCAAAUGUAGUUAUUUUACUUAAAACAGUACUUUUUAAUUAGUGGAGGCAUGAUACAUUGAAUUUGAAUUUUUCUAAGAUAAAGAUAAGAUAAAGAUUGGAUUUAUUGACUUUUUAUUUCAAAUAUCAAUAUUAUUAUUGCUAGUAUUGAAAUUUUGCAUUUAUCGGUUAUCAGGCAAUGAAUUUAUUGCCGAUAAGAUUAUCCUUUUGAUUUAUCAGUUAUCAUGAUAAAUUUUUUCGUUAUCACACCCAGCAAUGGUUAUGAGGUUGCUUUGAGACUGCAUUGGUCUGAAUACUGCAUUGCUUGGAAGUACUUUGAAUACACAAUUUACUAUAGUUGCCUUAGGCUAAGCUGAUCUGAAAACCACACCCCUGCCUCCUACCUUUCAGCAGGGCAACUGAAUGGUGUAUAGUGUUCUUGCCACUUAUCAGUUUUUUUAAACUACUUUCCACUGAACUGAUUUUCAAAAAUACCAAGAUGAAAACAUUUUUGGGAACAAAUGAACUACUUGCAUAAUUAAAUUUCCAUAUGAUCAUCUUUGCACACCAUGUAUUCAGUGAUGCAUGCUGAUAGUCAGUCGUUUUAUAUAUAGUCAUGUUUAAUAUAUAUAUAUAUAUAUAUAUAUAUAUAUAUA